Vombatus ursinus (common wombat) is the source of this 2340-nucleotide messenger RNA. RefSeq names its product Src homology 2 domain containing F (gene SHF). The transcript has 6 exons. Bases 1 to 1326 code for a protein of 441 amino acids. Gene Ontology annotation, molecular function: phosphotyrosine residue binding. Lineage: Eukaryota; Metazoa; Chordata; Mammalia; Diprotodontia; Vombatidae. The record is from RefSeq and is a predicted model, not a curated record.
AUGUUACUGAGCGGAGCUCCUCCCGCGGGCUCGGGCCCCGGGCCGCGGGGAGCGCAGGGGGGUGCGGGGGGCGGCCCAGGGGGGGCCCGCCGGGGCGCUGGGGGCGCGGGGGCCGGCCCUGGGGGGAGCGGCGGCGGUGGUGGCGGGGGUGUGGCCAAGUGGCUCCGGGAGCACCUAGGUUUCCGCGGGGGGAGCGGCGGCGGCGGGGGUACCAAGCCCGCACCCCCAGAGCCCGACUACCGGCCCCCUGCGCCCGCUCCAGCCUCUCCCCCCGCUCCACCCCCCGACAUCCUGGCCGCCUACCGACUGCAGCGUGAGCGCGACUUCGAAGACCCCUACUCCGGGGGGCCGUCGGGCCCCGCCACCCCCGCAGCCCCAGCCGCCCCCGGCCCCACGCCACCUCCGCGCCACGGCUCGCCCCCACACCGCCUGAUCCGGGUCGAGACCCCCGGUCCCCCGGCGCCUCCAGCGGAGGAGAGACUCCCGGCUGGUGGGGACAGGCUGGCAAUCCUAGAGGAUUAUGCUGACCCUUUCGAUGCUCAAGAAACAGGUGAAGGCACAGUGGUGCCAGCAGGACCACCAGAGAAGAUACCAGAGAAUGAUGGCUACAUGGAGCCCUAUGAAGCUCAGAAGAUGAUGGCUGAGAUACGAGGCUCCAAGGAAGCAACUGCCAAGCCCCUACCCCUUUAUGACACACCCUAUGAACCAGCAGAGGAAGGGCUCACCCCCGAAGGUGAGGGGACUGGUCGGCCCCGGGAGUCCCGUCUACCUGAGGAUGAUGAGAGACCCCCUGAGGAGUAUGACCAGCCCUGGGAGUGGAAAAAGGAGAGAAUCUCCAAGGCCUUCGCCGCCCAGUUUGAAGGGUCCGAGAACUGCUUGUCACCUAGCAGGGAAGAGAAGGGUCGGCCUCUUCCUCGUCUUCCUGGAGGAAACGCUAAGGCAUUGAAGCCCCUGAGCAUUGAGCCCAGCAGCCCCCUGGGGGAGUGGACAGACCCAGCCCUACCUCUGGAAAACCAGGUUUGGUACCAUGGGGCCAUCAGUCGAACGGAUGCCGAGAACCUGCUGAGGCUAUGCAAGGAAGCCAGCUAUUUGGUUCGAAACAGUGAGACCAGCAAGAAUGACUUCUCCCUGUCCCUCAAGAGCAGCCAGGGCUUCAUGCACAUGAAACUGUCUCGGACCAAGGAGCACAAGUACGUACUGGGCCAGAACAGCCCGCCCUUCAGCAGCGUCCCAGAGAUCGUACACCACUACGCCAGCCGGAAGCUGCCCAUCAAGGGGGCCGAGCACAUGUCUCUGCUCUACCCUGUAGCCAUUCGAACUCUGUAGGGCCAGAGGAUCAGCAGCCAUCACAGACCCAGGGCUGAAAAGUAGCCCCCACCUAGGAUUCUCUUUCAGUCCCUCUGGCCCUCCUCCAACCAGCUGUUGAACUAUAGCUUCUUCUUGGGAGAGAACCUAGCCAGAACCUAGGCUGCCCCUAGGGACCCCUCUCUCUUCCCCUUGUCCCCCUCCCAUUCCAUUUUCCCCCAGAGGCUGAGACGAAAGCUUCUUUAAUUUAUUCUAAAAGGGAAAGUCAAUCGGGUUUUGCGGGUAGGGGUGAUGCCCCGAGAGAAGAGAAAAUGCCUUGGGGCAAUGAGUAGUUGGGGGUAGGGAAUCCUUCCCUUUCUAAGGUCCUCUGGAGCUGGAAGCGCUUCCACCUCCUGCUGCUAGGAUAGUUUUGGCCUCACAGGCAAUCAGGGGUCACUGGGCCUCCGUGGCACCCUCAUAAGGUUUCAGGAGGUCCAGGAUGCACGACUACACGACCUUCUCUAAGACUGGAACCUGAAUGGCGAAGAGGGCCUCAGACCUCAGCCCUGGCGCCUGCAGAAGCUCCCAGGCGCUUGGGGGUCUGUUGGGGGAUGGGCAUGGAGCAGGCUUUCUGACUAUUAAGUGGCCAUCGCAUUCUGUCUUAACUCAACCUCCCACAACACUCAUCUCCAUCCUCAAACUAAAGAGGUCCCUUGCCAAGUCUCUGAGGUGAAGGGGAGAAAAAAAGAGGCAGAAAUUAAGAAGAUGGUAUUUGGUGAUGCCUGGCCUUGGGGACCGGGGAAAUGGGGAGGAUUUGAGGGGGGACUGAGGGAGCCAGUUCUGCGGGUUGUCCUCCCUGGCUCAGCGCCAGCAUUAUUAACCCCCCACCCCACCCCGGCAUCGCGCCUGUCCGCACCACCCCCCCAGGAUGAGGACUUUGGGGGAGAAGAAAUGCUACGGCGCUGGGGGUGGGAGGGGAUCCGCAAGCAGCGAAGCGCAAACAGAUUCUGUUGAUAAAUCAGUAUCGGAGCCGACACUGAACGGCUGUGAAAAGCA